Cajanus cajan (pigeon pea) is the source of this 1373-nucleotide messenger RNA. RefSeq names its product GroES-like zinc-binding alcohol dehydrogenase family protein. Gene Ontology annotation, molecular function: oxidoreductase activity; zinc ion binding. NCBI's taxonomy places the organism in Eukaryota, Viridiplantae, Streptophyta, Magnoliopsida, Fabales, Fabaceae. The record is from RefSeq and is a predicted model, not a curated record.
AGAAACAGUAUAAGCUUAUAGAAACACCGAAGCACGAUAAUGGAGGCACUGGUGUGCAGAAAACUGGGCGAUCCAACGCUGGGUUUGGAAGACAACAAUAGCCCAAUAAUUUUGUCAAGGAAUCACCCAAUUCCCCAACUCGAUUCUCCCACUGCUGUAAGAGUCAGAAUCAAAGCCACAAGCUUGAACUUCGCCAAUUACUUGCAGAUAUUGGGAAAGUACCAAGAGAAAUACCCUUUGCCAUUCAUCCCCGGCUCCGACUUUUCCGGCGUCGUCGACGCCGUUGGCCCCAAAGUUUCUGACUUUCGAGUCGGCGACCCCGUUUGCUCCUUCGCCGGCCUCGGUACCUUCGCUGAGUUCAUCGUCGUUGAUCAGUCCCAUUUGUUUCGAGUGCCCCAAGGUUGUGAUCUGGUUUCUGCUGGGGCACUUGCUGUGGCGUUUGGCACUUCUCACGUGGGGCUUGUACACAGGGCACAGUUGACAUCAGGUCAGGUGUUGCUGGUUUUGGGUGCUGCUGGAGGUGUGGGCCUUGCUGCUGUGCAAAUUGGAAAAGCUUGUGGGGCCAUUGUCAUUGCUGUUGCAAGGGGAGAUGAAAAGGUGCAGCUCUUGAAAUCUCUUGGUGUUGAUCAUGUGGUGGAUCUGGGCAAUGAAAAUGUAACUCAGAGUGUCAAAGAGUUCCUUCAGGCCAGAAAGCUUAAGGGGAUUGAUGUCCUGUAUGACCCGGUUGGAGGCAAGCUCACUAAAGAAUCUCUGCGGCUUCUGAAGUGGGGAACGAAGAUUCUCAUAAUUGGGUUUGCGAGUGGAGAAAUUCCUGUCAUCCCUGCUAACAUUGCUCUUGUUAAGAAUUGGACUGUGCAUGGCCUUUAUUGGGGUAGCUAUAAAAUACACUGCCCAGGUGUUCUCGAAGAUUCUAUCAAGGAGCUACUUUCUUUGUUGGCAAGAGGAUUGAUUUCUAUCUAUAUUUCUCAUUCUUAUCGCCUGUCAGAGGCCAACCUUGCCUUUUCUGCCAUCAAAGAUAGGAAAGUUAUUGGAAAGGUGAUGAUUGUUUUUGAUGAGAAACUUCCAAGAUCUAAGCUGUGACCCUGCUAAAAUUUGCGGUUCAAUAAUUUGUUGUGGACACGCAAGGGUUGAAGGUGAUAAAAUAAAUAAAUAAAGAGAGAGAUGUUGGUUUAGGGAACAACUUAAAAGGAGCAAUAAUUGUCAAAAAUUGUGUGCAAAAAAUAUUAUCCUUGAAGCCCUCACAUCGUUAUGUAAAAUCUUUUUUUUUUUUUUUUUGCUGAAAUUGAUUUUCUUCAAGUUUUCGUACCGCUUGAACAUUUCUAUAAUAUUUCAAAGCUGUUUGCUCUAUUAAAGAGCGACUUUAAUUUUACGUA